GGGUGUGCACGAAAAGAGCUGACAUCGAAACGACGUCACUGCUCGUCAGCGUGAGCCAUGCAUGCUGAGUGCAGCGCAGACACGCGAAACAGGCAAACCUGUCGCGGCGCUGCCCAUGUACAUGUAGACGAUUUGCUGCAAACAUUGCUCUUCUGCCACCGCACCGCCCGCAACCUCGCCAGCCCGACGACAACGACGACCAGACACCCCGCCACCGCUGCUGACAGGGUCCACCACCACCAACGAACCUGUGGAUGAUGGGCUGUUUUUGACUCUGCGCCUGAAGUUUGGCAUCGAACCGAAGCAUCCGGGCGAGCAGCGAUCCUUCCCAAUCAGCUCGUGAGCCGCUGGCUUGAGCUGCUGAAGCUUUUCUCCCACCCGCUGCUGCUUCUCGUCACAGCUGCUCCACGACCACUUUCCUCCGUCCUGUCGCCUCCCCACCUCCGCCGCGCGUCACUGUCCGCCGCGGGCCCUCACCAUGUCGCUCAAGAAGGCCUUGCACAGUAUCCGCCCUCGCAGUGGCUCCAAUUCUGCUCAGACGAGCGACAGUGAGCGUGACAAUCCAGCUCGCCGCUCCAACGCCGGCUUGACCUCUCUGUCCAAUGGCCUCUCCUUCGGCAGACACUCGACCGAUCAGACCCGUUCGUCCCUCGACCAGUCUCGCACCCCUACGUCCCAAUCGCCUACCCGUCGUUCCAGCCAGCACCACCGCGCCUCGCAUAGUCCGCUUGGUUUUCUGCGACGCAAGGUUCGGCCCAGCUCCGAUGAUUCACACUCCUCGACCGAGGACUUGCCACUGAACCGUGAGGGCGAGCCUCUCAGUAAGAACCAGCAACGCAAACAUGAACGCUUGGCCGAGAAGGAAGCUCACCGCAAGGAAGCGGAGGAGCGGUUGGAAGCCGACCGCAAGCGGAAGGAGGACAUGCAACGACGAGCUGUCGAAGAGGAGACCGAGGAGCAGAAGUCCAAGUAUGGCGUACUGCCAAUCAACUACUAUGCCGGCCAGCAGAGGCACGAGGACAGGAUCGAUCUCCGUGAGCUGACACCUGAACACAUUGGCAAGAUGGUCUGCUUUCGCGCACGCAUCCAUAACAUGCGCAAGCUGAGUGCCCACCUUGUCUUCAUUGAGCUCCGGCAGCAGACCCAGACAAUCCAAGGUAUCCUCCACGAGCACGGCUCCAUCUCUCCCCACUUCGUCUACUGGGCCGAGCACCUGCACGUCGAGACCGUGGUUGUCGUGAAGGGUGUGGUUCAGGAGCCUAAAUCCAAGCAAGGCGAGAUCAUCGGUGUCUCCAUACACAAUCUGGAAGUUCACAUCCAUGAGAUGCACGUUGAAGCUACCCCAAGCGAGCCACUCGCCUUCACUGUGCACGAGGCGGAGGUCAGCAAGGCCGAGACACAGAAAGAAGGCGAUACCCGCCAUCGUGUGUCAGAUCGUGCGCGGCAGAAUAACCGCAUCAUCGACUUGCGGACAACUGCAUCCCAAGGUAUCUUCCGGAUACAAUCGGGCAUCUGUCAAGCGUUCCGUGCUCAUCUGCAUUCGCUCGGCUUCAUGGAGAUCCACACCCCAAAACUGCAAGGUGCAGCAUCCGAGUCUGGUGCCAGCGUAUUCAAAGUCGACUACUUUGGACGACCAGCCUUCUUGGCUCAAUCCCCUCAGCUCGGCAAGCAAAUGUGUAUCGCUGCAGACUUUAGACGGGUCUUCGAAAUUGGGCCCGUAUUCCGUGCUGAGAACAGCAAUACCCACAGGCACUUGACAGAGUUCACAGGUCUGGAUCUGGAAAUGGCCAUUGAUGAACACUAUCAUGAGGUGCUUCGCGUGUUGGACAGCACGUUCAAGGCGAUCUUCAAGUAUGUGUAUGACAACUACAAGGACGAGAUUGAGGUGGUCAAAAGGCAAUUCCCUCAUGAAGAUCUUGUGUGGUUGGAUCAAACACCGGUCAUCCCCUUUGCCGAAGCGAUCCGAAUGCUGAACGAUUCCGGCUAUCGAGAUGAGGAUGGAAAGCCUCUACCAGAAGACGAGGACAUGGGAACUCGCGAUGAGAUCGCCCUCGGUGCAGUCAUCAAGGAGAAGUACAAGACCGACUACUACGUGAUCGACAAGUUCCCGGCCUCUGCAAGACCUUUCUAUGCCAUGCCCGACCCCGAGAACCCAACCCUCACAAACUCCUUCGAUAUUUUCCUACGUGGUCAAGAGAUUCUGUCGGGUGGUCAGCGUAUUCACGACGCGCCAAUGCUCAUCGAAAAGAUGGAGAAGCUGAAGAUGGAUCCGACCACAUUGGAGGAGUACAUGACCGGGUUUGAGUGGGGUGCACCACCGCAUGGAGGAGGUGGUAUUGGUAUGGAGCGCAUACUGAUGUUACUUCUCAAGCUUGGUGACAUUCGAAACGCCACUCUGUUCACAAGAGAUCCACGGUCUCUACCAUACAGGCCUCCUGUGAAGCAGCUCCGUCAUCCGGAAGCUAGCACGCUGCACCCUCCAUGGGCAGGGCAAGAUCGUGUUGCAGCUCACAUGGACUUCCAGCCUCUGCCGAAGCUCAUUGCCAACUAUGGCGACGCGUCGAAUACAUCCUGGCUCGAACCCAAGUUCGAGAUCUGGCGCGACCCACACACCGGUGCUGCUGUUGGAUUCGUACCUCACGAGGGCUUCAGCAUUACAAUCGGUGAUCCUCUUUGUCAUCAAAGCCAGUACGCAAAGACGAUCGGCGGAUAUCUGCGAUACAUUAAGAAGGAGCGCCGUCUUCGACCGCUGUGGCUGCUCUGUGGUUCUGCUGCAGAAGAAGUGCUGGCGACAAAGUUCGAUUGGCGGACACUGUCCGUUGCAGCGGAACAACGUCUCGAUCCUUCGAACAACCCGGCAGCGCAGGACCCCGACAUUCAGCGCAAAUGUCGCCAUGCGGAGAAAGAAGGCGUCAAAGUGCAUGACAUUCCUCUCGGAACACCAGUUACUGAAGAGAUUCGGGAGAAGGUCGACAAGCGCAUUCAAGACUGGCUAAAGAACCGCAAAGGCAAGCAGGUGCACUUGACAGACGUGCAUCCAUGGCAAGACGUUGAGCACAGGCAAUACCAUUACAGCACGACAAAAGAAGGCGAGAUCAGUGGGCUGGUAAUCCUGGCCCAGCUUUCACCAGAUCACGGAUGGCAGGUGAAGUUCGCACUGGACUUCCCUGGAGCACCUUCAGGCGCUAUUGAAUUGUUGGUUUUGCAUUCCCUCAAGGCUGCCGCUGCUACAGGUGCAACCUCAGUGACGUUUGGCGGUGGUGCCACAGCCAAGCUCACGCCAGGACACAACCUGAAGGGUACGAGAGUCAAGGUUCUGGCCAAAGCGUACCACGCAAUCGCAACUGAGCUCAAGUUGACGAACAAGAGCGAGUUCCGAGAGAAGCUGGGAGCUCAAGAUGAUCCAAUCUUUGUCUGCUACCCUCCACACGGCCUUGGGCCAGCUGGUGUCCGGGCCAUUCUGAGUUUCUUCGAGGAUGAAGAAGAUACCAAUAAGCUUGGUUAGAAGCGUUGUUGUUGUCAAGUGUAUAGAGCAUAGUUCACUGACCGUCCCAUAAUCAUAUGAAGCGCACUCUCAAUUCUGGAAUUCGAAAUCAUGUACCGUACCAGAACUUCGCUCUCCAGCUAUAUUUUGACACUGCCCAUACAUCUUCGUUGCCUG
This is a messenger RNA of Cercospora beticola, 3661 nucleotides long. RefSeq lists its product as uncharacterized. The record is from RefSeq and is a predicted model, not a curated record. Gene Ontology annotation, biological process: aspartyl-tRNA aminoacylation. NCBI's taxonomy places the organism in Eukaryota, Fungi, Ascomycota, Dothideomycetes, Mycosphaerellales, Mycosphaerellaceae. Gene Ontology annotation, cellular component: cytoplasm; cytosol; aminoacyl-tRNA synthetase multienzyme complex. Gene Ontology annotation, molecular function: aspartate-tRNA ligase activity; ATP binding; RNA binding.